AUGUCUGCUGUCGCCAAGAAGCCACCUGGUGGCGUUGGCCGAAUCUCCCACGCCGAAACCACAACAUCGCCCAGCGCCUCGCCCUCGCGGUCCGCUUCCCAACGCAACUCGACUUCGUCUCCCGCCGGCCACGCACGCACACGCUCAACCCGCAUGGGAACCCCAGUGUCGGCCCGAGCUGCAGCCGCCGCUCGUAAAAACAGCACCACCGCCGAGGCAGAUGCUCAUGCCGAGGCCACGGCCGCUGCUGAGGAUCUCCAGCAGCGCUUGGAGAAGGAGGAGAAGCAAUCAGAAUCCUUCGGAAAGCAGAUUGACGUCCUACAGACCAAGCUCGACGAUGCGGUCAAGGACUCUGCCAAGCUCGAGGAAAGGGUCCACGAAUACGAAGAGCAGCUCGAAACCCUCAACAACGACAAACGAGAGGCCACUCGCCAGAUCCGCGAAAUGGAAACCAUCUACGAGGCGGAACGCAGCUCCAUGCUCAAGGAAAAGGAGGACAUGGCCAACAAGGAAGAGGAAAUGCAAGCCAUCAUACAGAGACUGAAGGAUAGCCUUGCCCAACGUAAUCAUGGCGAUGAUGACACGCGCCCUUCGCGGACAGCCAACGCUUCGCCCUCUAUUGAUGGCGGCAGUUUCGCCCCACCGUCCUCGCUACAGAGAAGCGACUCUCGUAGCAGCUCAAAACUCAUCCUACAAAAGGACAAGCUCAUCGAAUCCCUACGACUGGAACUCGCCGAGGCCCAAAUCAAGCUGGUCGAAUCAGAGAACCAAGGCGGCGGCCGCCUGCAGGAAGUCGAACGCCUGCUGAUGGAAGCCCGCAUGGCGAACGCCAGACUGAUGGAAGACAACGAGAGCUACCAGCUGCUUCUCAAGGACAAGACGCUUAAGGGUGACUUUGGCCAGAGUGACUUUAGCUACAUGAGCUCCAACCAGGAUGCCCUCGCCGCUCUUGAGGGCAAGGUCCCUGCCGCCUCCUCGCUCGCCGAUGAGCUCUCUGAUGCUACCGAGGCUGAGGGCGACGGCGAACGUCGCCUCGAGGCCGAGCUCAAGUCCAUGAAGGAGCAGAACAAGGCUCUGACUCUAUAUAUUAACAAAAUCAUCGAGCGCCUUCUGCAGCAUCAGGACUUUGAAUCCAUCCUGGACCAGUCGAGCGACGGCAAGGGCAACGUCAACAAGGAGUUGCCUGCCCCUCCCAACGGCUCGUCUCUGUUGCAGCGUGCCAAAUCCAUGGCCAUGGGCCCCAACGCCAACAACAAGUCAAAACCACGUCCAAUUUCCGUUGCGCAGACCAGCGCAUCCACCUCUGCGCAUAUGGAUCCGGAGCGGGCGCCCAGCAUUCCUAUCGGCAAUCUUGGCCGUUCUACUAGUGUUCGACGAUCCCGCCCCCAGAGCGAGCAGUUUGCUGGUGCUGUCAGUCUCGUGAGCCAGAUGUACAAGGGCCCCGAUGGUCCCCUAUCGCCUCCUCUCGGUAACCCACGAAAUUCGCAGGGCUUCUACUCUGGCGCUAGCGCCACUGGCAGUGGCGCAUCGCGCGUCGCCAGUACCAGCAGCCAAGCACCCUCGUCAACGGGCAACUUCCCUGGCAUGCGCAGCGAGACAUCAAGCAUAAGCGGCGAGUCCGCCGAUCUCACCACGCCGCCGUCGCAAUCGCCCCCCCGUUCUGUACAAGAAAAGAAGACGACCUUUGUCGGCGGCACGCCUCGCCCUCUGCGCCUCGUGCAGGAGAACGCCGACGCUGUCAAGGACAAGGAGAACAAGCGCGCGAGCUGGUACACGGGUGUGACUGGCUGGGCGGGCUGGGCUAAGAAGGACGACCCUACCGCGUUGCAGCAAGCGGCGAAUGAACCCAUCCCCGAGUAA
This is a messenger RNA of Akanthomyces muscarius, 1860 nucleotides long. RefSeq lists its product as uncharacterized. Lineage: Eukaryota; Fungi; Ascomycota; Sordariomycetes; Hypocreales; Cordycipitaceae. The coding region runs from base 1 to 1860 and encodes 619 amino acids. The transcript is spliced from 2 exons. The record is from RefSeq and is a predicted model, not a curated record.